AUGUUAUUGGAAAAGCAUAGUCGAAUAUUAACAAUAGCUAUGGAAGCAUUAGUGCAGGAUUUCGAACCGCGUGAUGCUAUUCUAUAUAUGUGUUCAGAGGAAAUUUUCAAUGAUGACCAACAGGAAAUUAUCCUUAGCAUGACGGGCCGUACUCUACGUGUGAUGGAAUUCAUUCGACAGUAUCGAAAGUCAGCGACUUCUCUUGAUCCAUUAAUAACAUAUUUCGAAAAAUAUGGACAGCAACAUUUAGCGCAUCUUUUGUCGAAAGAUUAUGUACCUGAAGAUCGACCCUUGCUAACACCUGAUGCGUUGGAAGAUCGACUUUUUCUGGAAGGAAAUGUGCCGCGACUACCGUUUUAUCGUGUGUUACGAAUAAAUCUGUUGGAAAAAUUGAAGGAUUUACUGGUCGAUUUAUCAUCUCGAGAUCAUUUUUGGCUUGUUGUUCAUGGGUUUCCUGGAUGUGGCAAAAGUUUCUUAGCUGCCACUGUUUUGCACGUUCACCCAGUAUUAUUAAGCCGAUAUUACGAACACGUUAUAUGGAUUGAGGAUGGCUGUACCAAUACAAGUCAACUGUCUGAAGUUUUUUCAAAUUUCGUGUUUUUAGUAACUGAUGCAUUAGUUUUAACUGGAAAAGAAACUCUUGCCCAAUUUUUGCCGUUGGCCAAAACUGCGUUACGUGAGAAACCAAAUACAUUGAUAGUUUUAAAUGACAUUUAUCUUCAAGAAAGUGUGCGUUGGUUCGAUCAGCUAAAUUGUCGUAUUCUUGCAACAAGUCGUAACUUGGAAAUAUUCCAAGUAUCUUCUUCAAAUCCUAUACAUUUUGCAGUUGAUCCACCUGGCUUUUCUUUGACGGAGACGGAGAACAUGUUCCAGCAACUACAUUCGUCUGCUGAGGCUGCCUUAUCUUUUUAUAAUGAGCACCUUUUUCAUAUUCAUGAAAGAACAAUAGGCUUACCAGCACUUCUCGGCAUAGUGAGACAACAGGCAUGCAACAGUCAUGAUAACUUCUAUAAUUUACGUUGCUUAUUAAAUUAUUACGCUGUUACAACCAUAUCAACUUUUACUUAUUAUAAGUAUAAAAAUAUGGUUGAUGCUAUUAUGGAAUCCUAUAAAUCUCUAACUGAAUGUCAAAAAACAGUUAUGGAAACUUUUGUCAUUUUUGGCUAUAAUCAAUGGGUACCGCUAGAGUUGGUUUUACUAUGUGUUCCCUUUGAUAUAUCUGGAGACCAGGAUAUUUCUUAUAUGGUGUUGCAAGAAUUAGAACCGUUGGUAAAAUCAUCAUUAUUGGAUAAAAGAAUUGCUACUUUGGAUGGUAAAGUUGAUAGUAGUAUAUCGUUGACGUAUGAUUUCCAUAUUAAUCGUAUCAUGCAUUCCUUUCUUUGUGUCACGGUUGAUCGUCGAGCGAUUGAAGAUCGCCUUCGCUUAUUCAUUCGUCCAAAUGUUUCUUCAUUUUUACUGGGGCAUCGACAUGCGGACUCUAAUUUUAUGCUCCGUAUUCGUUCUUAUAUAAACCUUCGCCCAUCUUUGUUUCAGGAAAUAAUUUACGAAGACUGCAGUCCUCAAAUUGAGGCGAUCGGACAGUAUGCUGAUAGUGGUUCACAUUUUUUGAAUAAUAAUUGUUGUCAUAAUGAAUAUGAUGAUAGUCAGAUGACAAAGAAGAAAUUGAGCAAUGCGGAUUGGGCUGAUAGCUGUAUUUUUAUGUGA
Acanthocheilonema viteae is the source of this 1704-nucleotide messenger RNA. NCBI's taxonomy places the organism in Eukaryota, Metazoa, Nematoda, Chromadorea, Rhabditida, Onchocercidae. The record is from the annotation of a GenBank genome assembly.